AUGCCGAAUCAAAACGAGAACCCGUCCGCACCACCUGUCAAUGACGACAUUUCCGCACAAACAUCCGAUAGACGACCCGACGUCGGACGAAAUGUGGGCAAGGAAGCCCGGGCGCUUGCUCCCGAUCUACUCCGCGGCCUGCUCAUGAUGAUCAUGGCCCUGGAUCACGCAGCGCUGGGCCUGCACACGUGGCAGCAUGGAACGGGGCGAGUGCAAGAAGCGGACGGCCAAGUUGUCAGGAGCUGGAACUUUACGACGGCCUACGUGGUGCGGACCCUGACGCAUUUAUGCGCGCCGGGGUUCACGUUCCUGCUCGGCAUGGGGGUAGUCUACCUCGGUCGAUCGCGGACCAGGCUCGGUUGGGGACCAAAGCGACUGGCCCGCUACUUUGUCGUCAGGUGCCUGGUUUUGACCCUGGUAACGGUUGUGUUUGGGCUGGUGAUUACAAGAGGAACGAUAUGGUUCCUGAACAUCGUCUUGUUCGCCCUCGCGGUGGACUACCUGUUUGCCGGAUUGCUUUGGCUUGCACUUGACAAGACGGAGGAAUUGCUCUCUCGGAGCAUCGCCAGAUGGACAAAGGGCAGGAUUGACGACGCAUCACCCGACAGCGACGAACAAGGCAUCACCCAGCCCCUGCUUCCCGAGACGGAAGCAGCUCGCGACGCGCAGACGGCCUCGUACCAUGAGUGCAUGUCGUGGAGUCUCGGCAACGCUCUGCUCCUGGUCCUCGCCCUCGUCGCCAUUUUCUGGAACAUCUGGCUCAGCGAGCACGGUGGAGUCUGCAAGCAGGCGCCUGCAGCAGCAGCCCAAACCACGAGUCCCUCCAACCCCUUUCUGAGAGUCUGGUUCUGGGUCAUGAUGGAGCCUGGGUCGCGCGUCAUCAGCGGCUUCCCCCCAAUGGCCUGGCUCUCCUUCGCCCUCCUCGGCGUCUUGUACGCUCGCAUCAUGACGGCCCGGCCCUGGACGCGCCGCGUUCGAACGCUAGGCCACGUCUGCGCAGCCAUGCUCUUCCUGACGCUGUUCGUUGUCACGCGUCUGGCGCGCUUCGGCAACCUUUCCGAGGGGUGUCUGCAGACGCCUGACCAGGAAGCCCGCCCCGCGCUGAACCCGUACCUUGCCUCGGCCAAGUCCUUCUUCUACCUCGUCAAGUACCCUCCGGACGUGGCGUUUUUCGCCCUCACCAUGGCGGGAAAUCUCGUCUUGCUGGCCGUCUUCACCGCGCUCCCGCCGGUAGUGUGCGGAAGACUCACCAUGUUGCUGGACUUUGGGACGAGCGCCCUGUUCUUUUACAUGGCGCACAUGGUGGCGCUGUUUGCGCUCGGCGACGUGGCUGUUGCCUGGUUCGGCCGCGAAACAGGCGUGCCGGGCCCGAUGGAUCCGGAGGACACAAAGGGGAUUGAUGAUUUGCGGGUGUAUUUUGUCUUUUGGGCGGCUGUGAUGCUGGUGCUGUGGCCGGUGUGCAGGGCCUAUGGUCGGUUCAAGAGCUCCAAGGGGCCCGACUCGGUAUGGAGGUUCUUUUAG
Messenger RNA from Ustilaginoidea virens, 1521 nucleotides. RefSeq lists its product as uncharacterized. The record is from RefSeq and is a predicted model, not a curated record. The transcript has a single exon. Bases 1 to 1521 code for a protein of 506 amino acids. Lineage: Eukaryota; Fungi; Ascomycota; Sordariomycetes; Hypocreales; Clavicipitaceae.